CUUCCCUCGUCUUUCUCUCCCUCGGUUUCUCGGUUCCUGUCACCCUGCCAGACCCGGACCCAGACCCAGACCCAGACCCGGAGUACCCUGGACAUGGACGAGCUUCUGCUACCGAGCGGCGGCGGCGGCAGUGGGGGGGAGGAGGCGCCCUCGGACACCGGUUCCUACGCCCCGGCGUCCGCCCAGCCGAGCGUGGGCGACCGCGUGGAGCCGCUCCUCCACGGGCUGGGGACCCGGACCCGGAGCCUGAGGGAUUUCAUGAAGAGGAACGGGCUGCUGACGUUGUCCGUCAUCUCCGUGCUCACCGGCUGCACCAUGGGCUUCAUGCUGAGGGGGACGCACCUGUCCACGCAGGCUAAGAUCUACUUCUCCUUCCCCGGGGAGCUGCUGAUGAGGAUGCUGAAGAUGCUCAUCCUCCCCCUCAUCACCUCCAGUGUGACGAUGUCUUCGUCCCUCCCCAGGAACAUGGUCCCCUCCAAUCUGAUCGAGGCCACGUUCAAACAGUACAAAACGGACCUGGUUCCGAUCCUCAAAGUCCAUACCAAGACCGUCCAGCCCAACUUCGUCUACGUGUUCCCGGACGAGAGCGACCCUAAGGGCCGGACGGUGUUCCUGGAGCUGACCCCGCCUCCGGAGGUCAUGUACAAGACCAGUCCCGGCGCCAGCGGCCAGAUGAACGUCCUGGGCAUCGUCAUCUUCUCCGCCACCAUGGGCCUGUUGCUAGGCAGAAUGGGAGAGCGAGGCGCCCCAUUGGUCAACGUCUGUCAGUGUGUCAACGAGUGUGUCAUGAAGAUUAUCAACGCCGCUGUCUGGUACUUCCCGUUCGGCAUCAUCUUCCUGGUGGCGGGAAAGAUCCUGGACAUGCAGGACCCGAGCACCCUGGGCAGGAAGCUGGGCUGGUACGGCAUCACGGUGCUCGCCGGCCUCUUCGUGCACGGCAUCCUCCUCCUGCCGCUCUUCUUCUUCAUCCUCACCAAGAAGAACCCGUUCUCCUACAUCCGGGGGCUGCUGCAGGCCAUGGUGAUCGCCCUUGCCACCUCCUCCAGGUCAGAGUCCAACCCCGGGGACAUCUGGUGA
Messenger RNA from Etheostoma cragini (Arkansas darter), 1077 nucleotides. Its product is annotated as excitatory amino acid transporter 5-like. Gene Ontology annotation, cellular component: plasma membrane. The transcript has 6 exons. The coding region runs from base 94 to 1077 and encodes 327 amino acids. Gene Ontology annotation, biological process: L-glutamate transmembrane transport. Gene Ontology annotation, molecular function: L-glutamate transmembrane transporter activity; neutral L-amino acid transmembrane transporter activity; glutamate:sodium symporter activity. The record is from RefSeq and is a predicted model, not a curated record. Lineage: Eukaryota; Metazoa; Chordata; Actinopteri; Perciformes; Percidae.